Otolemur garnettii (small-eared galago) is the source of this 558-nucleotide messenger RNA. RefSeq names its product S100 calcium binding protein A11 (gene S100A11). Lineage: Eukaryota; Metazoa; Chordata; Mammalia; Primates; Galagidae. Gene Ontology annotation, cellular component: cytoplasm. Gene Ontology annotation, molecular function: calcium-dependent protein binding; calcium ion binding. Gene Ontology annotation, biological process: regulation of cell population proliferation. The record is from RefSeq and is a predicted model, not a curated record. The coding region runs from base 80 to 397 and encodes 105 amino acids. The transcript is spliced from 3 exons.
CCAGCUCCCACCCGCUAGUCUGAUCACAGCUCGCCGCGCCGCUCUCAGCCACAGCCUCGGUGCCUCGCUCAACUCCAGAAUGGCAAAAGUCCCCAGCCCCACUGAGACCGAGCGGUGUAUCGAGUCCCUGAUCGCUGUGUUCCAGAAGUAUGCUGGAAAGGAUGGCUACAGCUACACCCUGUCCAAGACUGAGUUCCUGAACUUCAUGAACACAGAGCUGGCUGCCUUCACAAAGAAUCAGAAGGAUCCUGGCGUGCUUGACCGCAUGAUGAAGAAACUGGACCUCAACUCUGAUGGGCAGUUAGAUUUCCAAGAAUUCCUUAAUCUUAUCGGAGGCAUGGCUGUAGCUUGUCAUGAGUCCUUUCUCAAGGCUGCCCAUCCUCACAAGCGGAUGUGAGGACCCCACCUGGCCUCCAAACCCACCCCAUUUCCUUCCAGCUCCCAUCAUCAACCCCUUCUCAGAGCCCACACAUCCCCUGAGCCCAGCACACCUACCACCCCAUGCAGGCCUCACUUGCAGGUAGCAAUAAAACAGUAUCAUUUUUUUAAAAACAGGAA